GUUGAGUUCAAUGAACUUGUGAAAGCUGUGUUUGGUUUACAAUGGUUUGGUGAACCGGUGUAUCAAUCCAAGAUGGCGCUGUGCAUUUUAACUGUUUGCUAUUGAGAUGCAUAUUUUCGAUGUUAAAUUUGUUAUUUUCGGUCUAGAGAGAUUAAUAGUAAUAAAAUAAUUAUGACAUAUCGAUUAUUGCUUGUACGGUAGAUGUGUACGUGGAUCCGAGUGAUGUGUAGUUCGAACGCUGUUGAUUAAACAAUACCAAGUUUUCGCUCAUUGCGGUGAGAGUAGGAUUGCCCGUUUAUGUAGCAAUAUGGGGGUUAAUUAAUGGUUGAUUAAUUAAAUAUAUUAAUUAUCAAAAUAAAAUGAAUUAUCGAAAUCAACUAUACAUUAUUGUUUAUGAUGUCUUUUAUAAAAUCACAUUCCAUUAAUGAAAUUUUAUGAGCAUAUUGAAGAGGAAGGGAAUUUUACAAAACUAUGUCUAUGGGAUUAUCAUUGGAAAUUGAAAUUUAAUUAUUAAUAUUUGGAAGUGAGAAGAUGGCACAAUAUUAUCAAGUGGUGAAUGGAGCUACUUUUACUAUUGAUGAACUGCGAACUAUGUGCCCAAAUAUUCAGAACUUGCAGUGCAUUGACAGUGGAAAUGGUAGUAUUCAGUACAUCAUAAAUCAAGAUGAUACAGCGGUACAGUAUCACAAUCAAGUUAUUGGCAUUGAUCAGACAGGAGCUACUCUACAACUUGAAACAUAUCAACACCAACCAGUAGUUUUAGAUAGCUCCCUGCCACAGCAGGGAGUUUAUGUAAUUGAAGCUGUUGACCCAUCUGCUCAAGUUACUGUUGAUGUACAAGAUCAGCAAGUGAUAGCAACACAUCAUGGAACACCGCAGUUUGUGGUGCAACAACUACAAACCUCAAUGCAGCCUUCAAAUCAGUCUUCCCAGGCACAAGUUCCUGAACAGCCACAGCAACAACAACAACAACGACAACAGCAGCAGCAGGUGCAACAGUCAAUGCCUACCCAACAACUUCAACACUUGCAACGACAGCAGCAACCUGCUCAACAAAUUUUGGAGUCAACAGAAUCUCAACCACAGACCAUCUUGUUUGGUAGACCUCAUGGAAGCAAUGGCAUCACAUUGUUGGAUACAUCUGUUCAGUUAACAACUGCUACCACGCAAGUGUCAGAUACUGAAAAUUCUGUUCACAAACCUUUGGUAAUGACUGAAUUAGUUCAUUCAUCACCAAGAACAUACAGUAAUGUUGCAAAGUUUCAAGGUGAACAGGCUGUGCAGAAAGUUCAGACACACUUAAUUACUUCCGUGAACCAGCUACAAGGAAGUUACAUUGAACUUUGUAAUGGUCAAAAGAUACCAGUUGGUGGGGACUGGCAACAUCUUCAGUCGCAACAGCAGUUGCAGUUACAACAACAACAAGAACAUCAACAGCAGCCACCUCUUCCACAGCAACAACCUCAGCAGUUGCCACAACAAACUCCUCAAACUGUGCAAUCACAGACGCAGGAGGUACAACAACCUCAACUCCAACAACAGACUCAGUUACAUCAACAGUUGCAGCAGGCUCCACAGAUUCAGCUGCAGUCCCAUCAGUUGCAACAACAGUUACGCCAACACCGUCAACAAGUAACUACUUCUACGCAACAGUCUCAACAAUUGCAGCAGUCAGCAAGACAAAUAGUUGCUCAAGAAAAGACUCAUUCUCCACAGAACAGUCAGAAUAAUCAAACUUUGCAACAUGUGAAUGCUGCAACUAGUAAGAGAUCAGAUCAUGUGGGAGUUAUUACAAUCACUUGUCAGGACAAUGGUACUGUAGGUGUUACUCCAGUAAAUCGACAGCAACAAAUUGUUCCCAAUCAGCGACGACAGCAGCAGCAACAGAGGCGUCCCCAAACAUCUACAUUACAUAUUACACCAGAGGGACAACUUUUAUUGCAGCAACAAUUACAACAGCAGCAGCAGCAACAAUUGCAAUUGCAGCAGCAGAUACAAAAACCACAGGCACAAAUACAAGCAUCACUUCAACAACAACAACAACAACAACAACAGCAGCAGCAGCAGCAGCAGCCACCACAGCAGCUGCAGCCACAAACACAGACACAGCCGCAACCACAGCAGAAUCCACAGCAAAUGCAUCAACAGCUUGUCCAGCAGUUACAGCAGCAACCUCAACGCCAACAGCAGCAGCAACAACAACAACAACCACAACAGCUGCAUCAACUGCCACAGUCUCAGCAAUUGCAUCAGACAGUCCAGCAUGUGGAAGAAAAUAAGGAACAUUUGGUAGUACAAACUUCACCAAGACCCAAUCAGUAUCCUGCUGCACGCCGAACUUAUAUGAACAAGCCUCGUCCUCGUACCCAUAACAAUUUGGUAGUGAACAAUACUGUGCAAGCUAUUGCCUCCCCAACGAGUGAUCAACAUCAGAACAUCUUGCAACAUGAUGCCAAGGAGAUACAACAUCAGGCUUCUCGAAACACAUCCAUCGCCAAUGCCACCACUGCCAUUACCUCUACUCCAACCAUUACAACCACUCCACCUACCACAACUACAACACAGGUUCUGGUUCUUCUGCCAAAUGGAGAGCAACAAAUAAUAAAUGUUGAAGAUUCUCCGGGAUCCAAUGUUUGUCUCAAAGAUAUUUUGGGACAGAUUGGUAUAAAUUUAGAUUCCAAUAUGACUAUAUCAAGUGCUCCUGAUCUUACUACUGACCAACAAGUUUUAACAAAAGACAUUCUUAAUAGAAACACCACAAUUGAUCAGCGUUUACAGGACCGUGUUGUGGCACCCGGUAAAACAAUAACUACAGGGACAGCUUCAUUCAAAACAAUUACUGGAUCUCAAUCUGUUUUACAGCAAAUGAUGGUCCACCCUGAAAAUACUGUUGAGCAGAAGGCUAUUCCAGUUGAGCGACCAAAGUAUGUGGCUGGCAUGCUUGCUUUAUGUCAUAACUGUGGGUACACCUCCGUAGACUUCAAUCAGUGCCAGAGGUGUAGGAGGAAACUACCUGAAGCAGUGAAAUCAAUUCCUGUAACUGAUACGCCAAAGAAGAAAGCCACACCUACAAAAGAAGUAUUGUGUCAAUGCCUUUUUGACUUGAAUAUUUAUGCUUGUGUAGCUUUUAUGAUGAAGUGCAACAAGUUGUUGAAAGGGGAUUCUGAGGGUAUCAAGAGUUCUAAACGAGCUCGUGCUGCGAGAUCCAAGACUCGCAAGCUGGUAGAGGAACCAGUUAUAUUAACUCUAUCUUCUGAUGAUGAAGAUCAAAGGCAUAGUGAUCUGGACUCUUCCCUGGAUAGAUCGAUUAGUAAUAAUCACUCAGUCCCUUCCGAAAAUUCAUCUUAUGUGUGUAGUGAUAGUUCGGUGACAUCAUCUGCCAUGGGGAAGGAGCCAAUCAUUGAAGAAGAAGAACCGUCCUAUCAGCCGGGCGAUGAAAAUUGUGAAAUUAAAGGAGGAUUCAAAGACUUGGAUGUCGAAUCUAUUAUAGAUGGAUCAGUGCCUGGCCAAUACACAUUGUUGCAGUGUCGGACAGUUCGCAUUGGAUCAUACAAAGUUAUUCCUACAGAUAGAGUUAUUCUUUCUUCAAUUGGAAUGCGGAUAUGUGUGCCUUCAAUUGAGGAUGAAACAAAGCCAGUAACACUGACCCUUGGCAUAAAGGAAGUUGUAAAAGUACUCAUACAUUUUGGACGGGGAAUGCCUGUUCUGUUUUUUUAUGCCCAACCAACAGCUGCAGCCAGAAUUCGAAAUUCUUUGAAAAUGGAUUCAAAGAGUGGACCCUACUAUGACCCCACUAGCCAAGAUGAUACCCAGAAACGCAUAACACUUUUACCAGAGCGCCUGCAAGAGGAUAGUAAAGUGAUACUUAAAGCAAUUUUUGGUACUAUCAAUGUUCUGGAAGAAUUAAACAACAAAGAAGCCAAUGAUAUUUUGGUUAGAGCAUCUCCUAAAGAUGUGCAGAGCAUGAUGAAGAAAACUAUUGGAGCAACUACUCCAAAACCAGUCAAUAAUGAAAUACAUACAAUUCUAGUAUAUCCCCCUCACCCUGGGAAAGGUGGUAUUCCCAUUAACACUGAAGAUUAUGCCUGCUUGAAGGAGGACCAGUUCCUAAAUGAUGUGAUCAUUGACUUUUAUUUAAGGUAUCUCACUUUGUCAGUACUCUCAGAGUAUGAUCAACAGCGGACACACGUCUUCAGUUCAUUUUUUUACAAACGACUUACAACUCGACCUCCAAAAACUGCUCGCCGAUCUCAUCCUAUUGAAGAUGAUCCUAAAUUGACACCUGCUGAGAAAAGACACAGCCGUGUGAAAAGUUGGACAAAGAAUGUCAAUUUGUUUGAGAAGGAUUUUGUUGUUAUUCCUAUAAAUGAACAUUGUCAUUGGUUUCUGGCGAUUAUAUGCUUUCCGGGGCUGACUGGACCAGUAAGAAUGAGUGACAAUACUCCUGUUACGGAACCAGUAAACAAAAACCGUGUAAAAUCAGCAAAUAAGAAAAAAAAUUCAGACCAUGAAUCUCCUCCAAAAACUCUACAGAUCGGCUGUACUACAAUCACUCCUGUGAAAUGUGAUACUAUUACCUUGGAGAUGGGCGAAGAUGGAUCUGAUCGAGAUGAGGCUGAAGGUGAUGAUGAAGAAAUGGAUCACAGUAGUGAUGAAGAGGAUGCUGAAAACUCUCCAGAUGGUGAAAAAAGUGUGAAUAAAACAGAUACAUCAACUGAAAGUCCCCAGAAAGAAAACUCUGAAGCAAAAGUCUUGAAAACUGGCAGAGAAGCAAUCAAACAGCCAUGCAUUUUAAUUUUCGAUUCAUUAGCUGGAGCAAGUAGAAGUCGGGUUGUAGCAACCUUACGAGAUUACCUAAGAAUUGAAAAUAAAGCCAAGGGAGGCAAAGAACUUGCUUUCUCCAAAGAUACAAUCAGAGGUGCAUCACCUAAAGUUCCACAGCAGACAAAUUUCACAGAUUGUGGUCUCUACCUGCUCCAAUAUGUGGAAAGUUUUUUCCAGGAUCCCAUACAAGAUUAUCAUAUACCAAUACGUACUCUUGCUAAUUGGUUUCCCGAAGAAGUUGUAAAUCGAAAACGAGAAGAGCUUCAUAAGUUGCUGUUGUCUCUCAUUGAGAAAACUGGUGUAGAUCCAGCCACAUUGAAUCUACCUAAAUUAACAUUUUCCUCUAAUUUGUCUGCCUCACAAGAAGCAACUGAAACAACUGCAACAUCCAAUGGUGAGGAACCAGAUGUCUCAUCACAAGAUGGAGAAUCAACUUGUGCUAAGACCAGUAAUGUAGAAGAAUCCAAAUCCAACAGUCCUACACAUCCAGAAAAUGUGCGUGUUAACAGUAGUGGCUGUUCAAGUGGUAGUGGAGAUGAUGUUUUAAUAAAAAUGUCUCUAGACUCCAACAGUGCAAAAAGAGAAAGGGUGUCUCUUGUAAAUUAUUCAGACGAUAGUGAUGAAAAAAACUCUAUGUCAAUAGACAGUGAUAAUUCUAGCCCAGUGGAGUCAAAAAAAAUUCACCAAGCUCCUGAGCCUGUUAUGGGCGAUGUGAAGCAUUUAAGUGCAAGUAUCCGGAGAUUGCAAUUAGAUAAUCAACAAUGUUUGCUCUCUUUGGGAUAUGACCCAGGCUCAUUCUUUUCUGUCCCUGGAUCAUCCAGUUUGGGAACAAAUGGUUUGGUUCAUCAUUACUACAGCUCAUCUAGAAAUGAGGGAGCUGAUUUACCUCUCUUCAUGGACUCAGAACACCAUCAUAGUACACCUCCUCUCUCAGAAGAUGGAAGAGCAACAAAAUUGCAACCAGAAGUGUGGAAAGCCUUGAUAAGCUUGGGAUAUUUAUUUGUAGUAACAUGGAUUACAGCCUUCGUAAUGGUUGUGGUUCAUGACCGUGUGCCAGAUAUGAAAAAAUAUCCUCCAUUGCCUGAUAUAUUUCUUGAUAAUGUGCCUCACAUUCCAUGGGCAUUUCACAUGUGUGAAUUAACAGGAACAUUGUUGCUCUUUAUUUGGCUCAUUGUUCUUACAUUCCAUAAGCAUAGGUUCAUAUUGUUAAGAAGAUUCUUUGCUCUCUCUGGAACUGUGUUCCUUUUACGUUGUGUUACUAUGCUUAUUACUUCUCUGUCAGUCCCUGGUACUCAUCUGCAAUGCAAUCCAAGAACCUUGGAUAGUGAAGUGCGUAAAUAUGGGGAACUUUGGGCCAAAAUACAACAUGCCUAUAUAAUAUGGAGAGGUGCUGGAAUGUCAAUUCAAGGUGUGCGCACCUGUGGUGAUUAUAUGUUCAGUGGACACACAGUUGCCCUUACAAUGUUGAAUUUUUUUAUUACAGAAUAUACUCCUCGCCAUCUUUAUUUUGUGCACACUUUUACUUGGCUUCUCAAUAUGUUCGGGAUAUUCUUCAUUCUGUCUGCCCAUGAACAUUACUCCAUUGAUGUUUUUGUGGCUUUUUACAUAACUUCAAGGCUUUUUUUGUACUAUCAUACUUUGGCUAAUAACCAGGCAUUGAUGCAACGUGACUCUAAUAGGACCCGUGUGUGGUUUCCUUUAUUCAGUUUCUUUGAAUCUUCUGUGGAUGGCAUUGUGCCAAAUGAGUAUGAGUCACCAGUAGUGCCAAUACGAAAGUUGCUGAUAUGGAUAAAAGAGUGUGCUUGGAAAUUUAUAUCUCCUACAGUUUCAGAAUUGAGGCAAGCAAGAAGAAUAUCAAAUAGAAGAAGUGAGUUUAAGAGUGAAUGACUUGUGUAUAUCCAAAGAAAUUAUUAUAUUUAUUUAUUUAUUUUGUUAUACUAUUGAUAUAAACUAUUUGGCAAUAACAUAUCUGUAUGCAUUUGAAAUGCAUGUACAGAAUUAAAAGGUAUUGCUUUUAAACUGAUAUAUCUGAGAUUUUGUACUUUCAUAUAAUUCAACUGGUUUGGAAGCACACAAUUUAUGAAAAUGUAAGUAGUGUGGCAAUCAAAGUUGUAUCUGUUUAAAUUGAUGUGAAUUUUUUACAUUUUCAGUAUUUUUUAUUGAUGAAAUGACUUGUUUUGUCACAUCUCUGUUUUCAAUAAAAAUAGUUGAAUGAGAAUUUGUAUGUAUUUCAUGUUCUU
Molecule: messenger RNA, 7064 nt
Organism: Gryllus bimaculatus (two-spotted cricket)
Lineage: Eukaryota; Metazoa; Arthropoda; Insecta; Orthoptera; Gryllidae
Source: the annotation of a GenBank genome assembly